Messenger RNA from Ochotona curzoniae (black-lipped pika), 1679 nucleotides. RefSeq names its product autophagy related 5 (gene ATG5). Gene Ontology annotation, biological process: autophagosome assembly; cellular response to nitrogen starvation; C-terminal protein lipidation. Bases 250 to 1077 code for a protein of 275 amino acids. The transcript has 8 exons. Lineage: Eukaryota; Metazoa; Chordata; Mammalia; Lagomorpha; Ochotonidae. Gene Ontology annotation, cellular component: cytoplasm; phagophore assembly site membrane; Atg12-Atg5-Atg16 complex. The record is from RefSeq and is a predicted model, not a curated record.
AGUGCAGCCGGGCGGCGCUGCGACCCGGUGUCGGUGCCGUCUGCGGCUGCGCGGGAUCUGGGCGAGCGUCCAGUCCCGGCUGCUGUGCCGGAGCGAGCGUCGGACGGGCAGGCUGUUGUGCUGGCCGCUCGAGCUCGGCUGUCCGAGUGCGGACGCCGCGGGGGAAGCCGGAGGAGCAGCCCGGCGCUUCGUUUGGCUUUGGUUGGAAAAGGAACUUAGCCUAUAUGUACUAUUUUAACCACUGGAAGAAUGACAGAUGACAAAGAUGUGCUUCGAGAUGUGUGGUUUGGACGGAUUCCAACUUGCUUCACUCUGGGCCAGGAUGAAAUAACUGAAAGGGAGGCUGAACCAUACUAUUUGCUAUUGCCAAGAGUAAGUUAUUUGACGUUGGUAACUGACAAAGUGAAAAAGCACUUUCAGAAGGUUAUGAGACAAGAAGACAUUAGUGAGAUAUGGUUUGAAUAUGAAGGCACACCACUGAAAUGGCAUUACCCAAUCGGUUUGCUGUUUGAUCUUCUUGCAUCAAGUUCAGCUCUUCCCUGGAACAUCACAGUGCAUUUUAAGAGUUUUCCAGAAAAGGACCUUCUCCACUGUCCGUCUAAGGAUGCAAUCGAAGCUCAUUUUAUGUCUUGUAUGAAAGAAGCUGAUGCUUUAAAGCAUAAAAGUCAAGUAAUUAAUGAAAUGCAGAAAAAAGAUCACAAGCAGCUCUGGAUGGGAUUACAAAAUGACAGAUUUGACCAGUUUUGGGCCAUCAAUCGAAAACUCAUGGAAUAUCCUGCUGAAGAAAAUGGAUUUCGUUAUAUCCCGUUUAGAAUAUAUCAGACAACGACUGAGCGGCCUUUCAUUCAGAAGCUGUUUCGCCCUGUGGCUGCAGAUGGACAGCUGCAUACACUAGGUGACCUCCUCCGGGAAGUGUGUCCUGCUGCAGUUGCUUCCGAAGAUGGGGGAAAAAAGAAUCAAGUAAUGAUUCAUGGAAUUGAGCCAAUGUUGGAAACUCCUCUCCAGUGGCUGAGUGAGCACCUGAGCUACCCGGAUAACUUUCUUCAUAUUAGUAUCAUCCCUCAGCCGACAGAUUGAAGGAUCAGCUGUUUACCGGAAUGGAAUCAUCCAAAGCUGACCGGGAGCGUGUCACCCCUGAGCUUCAGACAGUUCAGUGGAGGCACCCUGACCAGAAACACUUGGUUGCUGUGAGCCAAACAGGAAAAAGAUUCCCUGUGAGAUAAGGCACAGGGCCGAGCUGUCUGUGCAUCAGCACUGCUUUCCUCCACUGCCGUCAUGAAACCUCAGCUGCAACAGGACCACUGCAGGCCUUCUGUGUUCUGGAACCUUUGGCCUGAGAAGAAAGUGGAAAUCUGUGCCACUCGGUGUGUAUUUCUGAUGAAGCAGUAAACAGGGUAUUUCCUAAGGUGGCCAUGGUUGAACUUUAGCUCCAGAGAGUGGAAACAUUUGGUUCAAUUUUCAAGAGAAUUAGACUUAAGAAAGUAAAAGAGAAAUUCUGUUGUCAAUAACUUGCAGUAAUUUUUUGUAAAAGAUCGAAUUACAGUAAACCCGUUUUUUCCUUAAUGAAAAUUUCCUAUGUUUACAGUCUGUCAAUUGGUAUGCAAACAAUCUUGUAACUUUGAUAAUGAACAGUGAGAGAUUUUUAAAUAAAGCCUCUAAAUAUGUUUUGUCAUUUAAUA